Priceomyces carsonii is the source of this 1278-nucleotide messenger RNA. RefSeq lists its product as uncharacterized. The transcript is spliced from 2 exons. Bases 1 to 1278 code for a protein of 425 amino acids. The record is from RefSeq and is a predicted model, not a curated record. Lineage: Eukaryota; Fungi; Ascomycota; Pichiomycetes; Serinales; Debaryomycetaceae.
AUGCAAACAACUUUAGAUGAUAUGUCACAACCUGUGACUGAAUCGUAUUUACACCUAUCGCAGGACGCGACAACCACAGACUUGAGUAGCACAUCCUUCAGCAGUAACAACGUUGAUACGACACGAUUGUUGAGGCUAGCGAAAGAUAUGGACAAGCUGUUGAGAUUGUCGGAUGAUUCAAAUCAGAAGAGAUUUAAGGCAAAGCCUUCGCAAAUGUACUUUUCAUCUCACUCAACCCCAUUAGCACCAAAGAACCAGAUCUUGUAUCCGGAAGAAAAAGAAUUUGAAGAAGCUUCUAAUAAGCAAAAAUAUACCUUAAACGACAUAUGUGAAUCUGUACGUCCACUUUUAAGUAGCGAGUUAAAUGAAGUCAAGGAAAUCAAAACACUUUUAGAAUCUCUCUUGAAGCAAAACAAUAAGUUCAAUGAGACUGAUUACGAUAUAAGUUAUUUACCGAAGAGAUUUAAAAACGAAUAUAAUAGUAAUGAAAACGAGAAGAUCGAAUUACUACAUAAAGAAAUUGAGUUUUUAAAGAAAGAAACAGACGAAUUAAAGCGAGAAAAUUUGAAUUUAAAAAUUCACGUUAACGAUCUUGAAAUAAAAGCUAACGAUUCAAAAGGCAGACUCCACGAAACCAUAAAUCCAAAUAUUACGAGGUUUAUGGAUUCUAAUGAAAACGGACAGCUUCCAAGCGAGCUGAUCAAUAGCUUGAAGGCAUUAAAUAAUAUUUUGACUUCUAAGUUGGAAAGAUCGAAAGCCAAUAAUAGGGAACUAAUCAACGAGGUUGACUGGUUGAAAGAACAACUCAAAUCACCACUUGCUUUCAAUAAGGAAAAAAGCGAUUUUUCUGAUCCCCAUAAAGAAGAACUAGAAGCAGAAGUACUACUCUUACGAAAAGAAAUUGGAAAAAAGCUGCAGCUAAUAGAUGAGGAGACGGUUAGCAGGGAAUUCCAAGGUUACUAUUCCAAGCUACAACUUUAUAAGAUUGACCGAUUGUCUAAGGUUGAAAUGUCUAAUUUAAUCAAAAAUAUGAUGCUAUCACUAUUAAUGAGUGAUUAUGACAAUCUUCCUUAUAAUGCAGUCAAAUAUGGGAAAUUUUUGAAAUUGUCCAUGAACUUCUUGGAUACUCUUCAUUCUGUGAUAUAUAAAGAUCAAAACGUUAUUAUCACACCAUCUUCAUACCUAAGAAACCCUGAGCUAGAUGACGAGAACCUAAAUAAUUUGCUGACUUGCUUACAAGGGCUAUUAUCUACAUGCACUGCUCUCAAUAACUCUUAA